Messenger RNA from Aspergillus glaucus CBS 516.65, 2303 nucleotides. RefSeq lists its product as uncharacterized. Gene Ontology annotation, biological process: threonyl-tRNA aminoacylation. The transcript has 5 exons. Gene Ontology annotation, cellular component: cytoplasm. NCBI's taxonomy places the organism in Eukaryota, Fungi, Ascomycota, Eurotiomycetes, Eurotiales, Aspergillaceae. The record is from RefSeq and is a predicted model, not a curated record. Bases 1 to 2079 code for a protein of 692 amino acids. Gene Ontology annotation, molecular function: threonine-tRNA ligase activity; ATP binding.
AUGCCGUGGAUGUUUGUGGAACGUGAAGCUCCUCCAUUGCCGGAAUGGCUUCUCUUGCGAAACAAUAUGUUCGAAGAAUCAUGGCAGCAAAGUAUAAUUGACUUGAAGAACCAGCCCCGAGAGGGCAUCAAGGUUAUUAUCGAAAUUGACGGCAGGUCUGAACGUGUUGUCGAUGCCACAUCCUGGCUGUCAACUCCGAAGUCCUUGAUGGCAUAUGUACCAGAGGAGCUACGCAACACUGCACUCAUCGCAAAAAUCAAUGGCAGAAAGUACUGGGAUCUUAAACGGCCCCUCCAGGAGGACUGCAGCGUUGCAUUCUUAGGGUGGGAUCAGCCUGAGGGACAGCAAGCAUUAUGGCGCUCGUGUGCCAGCUGUCUAGCUGAGCUUUGUGAGCAAGAGUUUCAAUGUGUCAUCGCCGACACCAUGACCACGACCCAAGGCUUUUUCUGUGAGAUGUCGAUCCCGGAUGGUCGCGGCAUCUCAGAGACUGACCGUGAAUUACUUACACUACGAAUGAUUCAGGUCUUGCAGAAACCACGGGGAUUCGACCGAUUAGAGCUCCCCAAAAAGACUCUUCAACGGAUGUUUGCGAGCAACAAAUACCGUCUACACGCGAUCAACAGGAUGGCUGAAGACCAAACAGCCAUCGUUUAUCGGUUGGGGACUCAUGUCGACCUGGCAUAUGGCCCGCACAUUCCGGACAUAUCUCUCAUCAAGGCAUUUAGAGCAACACAGGGCUCUUCUGCGUACUUUUUGGGCGACCAAAACGAAGACUCUCUACAACGAGUCCGGGGUAUCGCAUUCCCACAAAAGGGUCUAAUGGAUCAACACCUACAAACUCUGGCUAAAGCACAAAGCGAAGACCACGUCAAAUUGGGAAAGCAACAACAACUUUUCUUAACCCACGAACUCUCCCCCGGAUCUCCCUUCUUACUUCCACAUGGAGUACGGAUCUUCAACGCGCUGCAAAAGUUGCUGCGAGUUGAAUAUCACACAAGAGGGUACCAAGAGGUACAAACACCUAAUAUGUACGACGCUUCUCUGUGGAAAACCUCCGGCCACUGGGCACAUUACAAAGAGGAUAUGUUCCGCUUCAACCUUGGGAAAAAAGAAUGGGCGCUCAAACCCAUGAACUGCCCGGGUCACUUCCUCUUAUUUACAAGCCGAGACCGGAGUUUCCGGGAAUUACCAUUGCGCUAUGCUGACUUUGGUGUUUUGCAUCGGAAUGAGGCCUCCGGGGCCCUCCACGGCUUAACGCGAGUCAGAAAGUUCCAGCAGGACGAUGCACACAUCAUUUGUCGACCGGACCAGAUUGUAUCCGAGGUUGAGGCAAUCUUUGAUCUCCUAAACAGCCUUUACGGACUCUUUGGUUUCACAUACAAAUUAGCACUCUCUACGCGUCCUGCUAAAUUCCUGGGCAACAUCGAGACUUGGAAUGAAGCCGAGGAUCAGCUCCGCGAGGCAAUCACUCGAUUUAAAGGUGAUGAUUGGACUGUGAACCCUGGUGAUGGGGCGUUCUACGGACCCAAGAUCGACAUCACAAUCGCUGACGCAUUGAAACGCGAGCUACAAUGUGCUACAAUUCAACUCGAUUACCAAGCUCCGAUCAACUUCAACAUGAAGUAUACUACGGACAAGGUCGGACAGGGCAUCGCCCGACCUGUCGUCAUUCAUCGCGCGAUAUUUGGAAGCUUCGAGCGCUUUCUAGGCAUACUUAUCGAACAUUUCGCGGGAAAGUGGCCAUUCUGGCUAAGCCCGCGACAAGUACUGGUUGUGCCAGUUUCGAAGGCUCAACAUGAGUACGCAAAAGAACUUGAGCGGACUCUGCAGGGCGAGAAAAUGCAUGUUGAUCUGGAUCUCCGAGAUCAUACGCUCAACAAGAAGAUACUACGUGGGCAACAGGAGAAAUACAAUUUCAUCUUUGUUGUCGGACCCACAGAAGAGAAGACUCGGACAGUUAAUAUUCGCGAUCGCGAUGAUCCCGAAUCACAGCACAGAGGUACACCGGUGGCUGUCGAUGAGGUGCGAGUCAUGUUGAAAGAUCUCAGAAAACAACGAAGACUCGCAAACACCCUUUAAGGUACCCGUGGACACAUUAUAUGUCUUACGUGAGCUAUUUUGUUCUUCCAAAGUACUGGAUUUAUACGCCUGUUAUGACUAGCAAAUUUCUCUCUCGUGUGCGAACUAUAUAAAAAAACAAAUUAGACUGGCCUUUUACCUACACCGAGUACUCUGUAGAACGCCUAGACUUCUUACUCGCGAACUUGCUAUCGUAUCGAAGCCUUAGCGAAGCAGGAACUUCA